AUGAGAAUCGCCGCGACUUUCAGUCUGCUAUUUCUUGCCAUUUUCCAGGUUUCGUGGGCGCACAAUGUACUUCUUCCCCCCUACGGGCGGCGCUGUUUCUUUGAGCAGUUGAAAGGCGGGGACGUGCUGACAAUCACUUAUCAAUUCGGCGACAGAGACCCACAAUCACAUCAACAGCUGUCUGGAGACCUGCUGGUGUACGGGAUUGACGGACGGUCAGUGCUGGAUGCGCAGCGUGCGUCGUCGCACGGUGAGUUGACCUUGAAGGCGCCUACAGAUGGCAAAUACCAGUACUGCUUUGCGAACGACAAUUCGGGCUACCUGACUAAGGAUGUCACGUUUAAUACCUACGGUGUUCUCUCCCCCGAUGCCGCUGAUUCCAGCUCGGAGACGCUAGAGGGUGCGGUGCGCAAGCUCUCCAUGCUCACAAUGGAAGUAAUGAACGAGCAACAGUACAUCGAGAUUCGCGAACGCACACACAGGAACACUGCUGAGUCUACAAAUGACAGGGUCAAGUGGUGGUCUAUUUUCCAACUGGCCGUUGUUGUUGCGCAAUCUCUCUUCCAGGUUUACUAUCUGCGUAGCUUUUUUGAGGUUACUUCCUAUGUCUAG
Eremothecium gossypii ATCC 10895 is the source of this 612-nucleotide messenger RNA. RefSeq names its product Emp24p (gene EMP24). The transcript has a single exon. Gene Ontology annotation, cellular component: endoplasmic reticulum-Golgi intermediate compartment; endoplasmic reticulum; COPII-coated ER to Golgi transport vesicle. The coding region runs from base 1 to 612 and encodes 203 amino acids. Gene Ontology annotation, biological process: Golgi organization; endoplasmic reticulum to Golgi vesicle-mediated transport; intracellular protein transport. The record is from RefSeq and is marked provisional. NCBI's taxonomy places the organism in Eukaryota, Fungi, Ascomycota, Saccharomycetes, Saccharomycetales, Saccharomycetaceae.